GUGAUACUUACACAAAAAAAAAACACCACCAGUAAUAAAGAUAAAGCAACUUCCAAAGACGAAAUGCAUUUCCCGGUUGAAUCUCGACAAACCUUCAUCUUUCCCCCUUUCAUUCUUUUUUGCAUUAGUCUUUUGAGGUUUACCUCCUCCUUCCAUUUCUUUUCAACAAUACUAUGGCACCCAACGUGCAGACAAUAGCCGAUUUAACAACAAGGACGAGAGUCACAACUGGUGAUGUUCCACCUCCAUUGGUAGGGGCAACCACGACGGUAAUCGGCAACCAAAUGUUUGUAUUUGCUGGCCGUUUGGUGACUACAAGACGAAUGACCAACGAUAUGUACAUUUUGAACCUGGAAACAUUGGAAUGGACAAGAUUUAUCCCACCUCCUGGAGCUGAGCGACCACCUAGGCCGAGAUAUUUCCAUUCAGCCAAUGCUUAUGAUAACCAAUUGGUGAUAUUUGGAGGCAUGGGAUAUUCAAGAUCUUCCGAAGAUGGCCUAUGUGCUUUGGACGAUGUGUGUGUAUUCGAUGUAGCAAAGAUGGAGUGGCGCUAUGGUAGCAUUGCACCAACAUUGUACAACGCUAGAGCACGCUACGCACAUCUGUCUAGCGUAUCAGGCAACUUACUCGUUAUCGUUGGCGGACAAGAUAUGAACAAUCAAUACAUCCCGGAGAUCAAUGUCUUUAACAUCGAGAAGUGGGAAUGGAUUCAGGUCCGAACUUUGUCAAAACAAUGUGGCGCGUACCGCUCCGUUUGCGUAAGCGCUGAGUUACCUGCUGGAAUAUUAGAAGGCGAUGCGGCAGCGGCUGGAGAUUAUGGAUUUGAAGAUGUUACCACUCCGACCUCUGGAAAGAGACAAGAUUCAUUGAAAAGUGGUGUUUCUUCCGAUGUUAGCGCAAAUUACCGCAUGUCGUAUACGCCGGUAGCCACAUCCGCAGCGAAGGACUCUCACUCCCCCAUAUUCUUAUACUCCAACUACAACUUCACGGACGUACAACGAGAAUUACAAAUGUUCGCACCUCCCAUCAAAACAUCACAGUUCCAACUCAAAGAUCGCUCCAACGAGAUGUCAGGCACAACGCUUCCACCAGGUCUUCGAUUUCCUUCUGGCCAUAUGCUAGGUUACCAUAUGAUAUUAGCUGGAACGUAUUUAACACCUCAACACCAAGUCUUUCAGCUAUGGUCACUCAACAUUUCAAAUCUAAUAUGGACAAAAAUGGAGACUGGUGCUUCAUUGUCCACUGGAUCAUGGAACCGAGGUGUUCUGCAUGAAGCCGCUAAUCAAUUCCUCGUAUUUGGUAACCGAGAUCGCUCCUUACUAGACGACUACAACCAUCGUCAAACCAAUUUUGAACACGUCGUUGUCAUCAAUACCGAGUGCUUUGGCAUAUAUCAACCCCCCAAACCUUCAUUUGCUCCCGUCGCUCAGGAAAUGGGUCUGAGCAUGCUCAACGAUACUGGCAUGGCGGACUUUGAGAUUUUGACAAGAGAUGGUGUUACAAUUCCCGUGAAUUCUAUGAUAUUAGCGCAGAGAUGGCCAUACUUUAAAAAGUUAUUAGAGACAAGCAAGGAAGAUCUCGAGAUUGACGAAAAAGAAGCUCCCGAGUCUCCCAAUACCCCACCCGCUAGCAGAAAGGUUACUCUGUCACCGAACCGAAGGACCAUGUUGCUGCCAGAACCUUACUCCAUCGUGUUUGCACUUUUGCAGUUCUUUUACGCUGAUAACUUGCUAACGGCGCAACAGCACCAACCGAACGUUUUGGCGCAAUUGCUAAUUCUCUCGGAUAUGUAUAGCAUCCCUCGACUGAAGAAACUCGCUUCCCACGCUCUGCAUCAAAUGUUGACGCUGUCUACUGCCAGUCUGAUCUAUGAAACAGCUGCCCUAUCAAAUGAACAUCCCUUGCAAGUACGCGCACUGAAAGUCAUGAUCAAUGCUAAAAAGGCUAUGGCACUUCAAGCCGCGGCUAGCCAAGCAUCCAGUCCCACAACUCCCAAACCCAACAAUUUGAAUCUCUCCUCGUUAUCUAUCAGCAUGCCACGAUCCGCUACACCCAUGUUAAACACCGGUUUGAACACCCCCAGCACACCCUCUUACAAACAACCAUCAGAGGCCGGCUCGUCCUUCUUUGAUUUUCCUGCAGUCGUUCAACCACCCGUUACGCCUGUGGCUUCACCUCCACCUCAACCUGGUACUUUCUUUAGCUUAUCAUCGUCCAAACCAAAAACUCCACCUGCUGCAUCUAAAAAGGCCGCCGCAAAUACCACGAAAGAAAAGGACUCAGAUUCAGUCAGCGUAGGCACAAAGAAAGGAAAAGCCAUGACCCCAGCUGAAAGAAGGAAAGCUCAAGAAAGGCUUCUGAAUAACUAUGGCCCUGCCAACAUGUCCUUCGGUUUUUAAAAAACCCAUACCUUAGUGCGCGAAGCUCGAGUUAGCCUCUGUGUCUGGAACACUGUGGUCAAAUUUCGCUUAUGGCCCUACUUUUUCACCAUACCCUAUAUCAAAACUUUCUCUGUCCCGUCCUUUGUUUUUCUCUUCUUAUCUACAUCUUACAUACCACAGCAUAGUGUGCUUCAAUUAAAAAAAUUACAAUCGACCUUUAUAAACACAUAGCAUGAGACGUGCCUGGC
Messenger RNA from Umbelopsis ramanniana AG, 2629 nucleotides. RefSeq lists its product as uncharacterized. Gene Ontology annotation, cellular component: cytosol; mitochondrion. Gene Ontology annotation, biological process: cell redox homeostasis. Gene Ontology annotation, molecular function: protein binding. The transcript has a single exon. The coding region runs from base 174 to 2399 and encodes 741 amino acids. NCBI's taxonomy places the organism in Eukaryota, Fungi, Mucoromycota, Umbelopsidomycetes, Umbelopsidales, Umbelopsidaceae. The record is from RefSeq and is a predicted model, not a curated record.